CGGCAAUUUGACGCCGCAACGCUCGCUUAAUCGUUGUGUACGAUUCUGUUACGGGGGAAAGAAGAAAAGACUAGUCAUAACGUUGCAUCUUAGAAAAAUUAAAUUUUGUUUUUCGCAUAAAAACAAAAUGUCACGUUGGCGAAACUAUUUCGCCCGAUCGAGCUGUUCUAUUUUUUAUUUCUAUAUAUUGCAACAGGAUUCGUAACAAAAACAUAGCUAAUACCUGUCGAGAAACUUUCAUCAUAUCGUUGAAAAUCGCAAGAUCGUUGAAAAUUCGAGAGCUACGUGAGAGAAUUCGCAGAGCCGUAACUAGAACAUAAAAUAAAAAAAAAAAAAAGAAAUCUCGCGAAGCGGAAUGAAUGUGUGAAUUAUUUUAUAAUAUCUUCGAUUCACACGAAAAAAAAAAAACACAAGAGCGAAUAUUUUAGCCAAUUUAUGGAGAAGCUCCGAAAAUCUCGAUGAUCUAUAGAUCUAAGUAUGAAAAUCUUUGCGAAUAUACAAGGUGAAAGGAUUCCCGCGCAAACGUGAUCCUGACAAUUCGUCAUUCGCCUUCAUUGUUAUGUGGAAUUCCAAGGACAGAGUGUGGGACUAAUUAUAGUAAAGCACUGCCUGUACACACACUUGUGACACAAAACAAAAAAACGCUAGUUACGGCGCUGCACGCGCGCGCACAUACGUGGCAGGCUCAACUAAGUCGUAUAAAAACUGCUCUUCUGAAAGACUCUUCAGCCGAAGACCAGCUUCGGGUGAGAAAUCAAGCACUUCGAUGAAGAAGAUUCAGACGCAAACAUGCCACCGAAGUACGAAGCCAAAAGCUUUCGUUUGUGUCAUUGUUGCUGCAAGUGGCGUUGUCAAUGUCUAGUGCCACGAAUAAGAAAACCACAUCCUCCGUUUAACAGCGGGACGAAGCAACGCGACACGACAAAUUUGCAUCCAAAACUGGUAGUGAUUCCGGCAUCACCGCCCGUGGGUUCCUACGACCCUCGACUAAUUGAGCGCAUACCCGGAACUAUUAGUUGGAAGAGACAACAAGACGCAGAAGAUUUUUCUGCCACAAUGGGCGGUCUGGUCGGAAAAAAAGAAAUUGCGUUCCAAAGAUUUCUGAUGAGAACUGGACUCGGGCCAGGAACUCACGAGAUACUUCGUUGGCCAGAAAAUAUUUUGGAAGCUACCUGUAAAAUUUCGCGAGAGGACGUUAAGUUUGGCACCGUUCCGCGGUUUGAACCGGCUUAUAAAUCCACCACACCCGGUCCAGGAUACACGUUAAGAACGCAUAAUCCGUUUUACUACUUGGAACAGAAAGCACUGAAAGGUUUUUCUCAAGUACCUACUUUUGAAUUCGACGGCUUAACAUCCAGAUUUCGAGAAACGAGAAAAAGUUGGUCUUUAGCUUGCAACAGAUAUAACGUAAAAUAUCCAACCUCGAUGCAGGCUUUCCUCGAAAAGGUCACAAGCAAAAGAGGACCUUACGAUCUUUUCACAGGACCGAGAGAUGAGAGUACCAUCAGAGGAUACUGGGCACGCGCGAGAGUACAGGAUUAUGAAGAUUGGCCAAAGAAAUUGCCAAGCGAAAUGGAGAAGCUUUCGAGCAAAUCAAAUUAUUUCAAAGGAAAGUGGUCUACCAAUCCUAGAUUUAUUAAGAAACCGGUCUCGAGAAUAAUGUUACAAGAUAUCAAUACGUGUUACAAGGAUCCCGAUCAACCAGGUCCCGGUCAUUAUUAUCUUCGUGCGCCACGAAAACCGAGUUCGCUGAAAAAAUAUCCUUUCGACAGUAAUGUCAAAAUUAUACGACCACUUCCAUCAAGAGACUUUCUUCCUGGACCAGGUAGAUAUAAGAUCAAAGAAGACUAUCGUAUAAAAGGAUCCGGAUGGACGUGCGUUUUCAAAAGCAAAGUGCCCAGGACAAUAGCUAGUUUUGUUGCGCCGUCAUAUAGUCACUUCUAAUUUAUAUUAAUUUAUAAACUUUUAAUUUUUCUAUGAACAUUACACGG
Molecule: messenger RNA, 1991 nt
Organism: Pseudomyrmex gracilis
Lineage: Eukaryota; Metazoa; Arthropoda; Insecta; Hymenoptera; Formicidae
Product: lymphocyte expansion molecule-like
Exons: 8
Coding region: 790-1944 (384 amino acids)
Source: RefSeq, a predicted model, not a curated record